Messenger RNA from Limulus polyphemus (Atlantic horseshoe crab), 1948 nucleotides. Its product is annotated as paxillin-like. The record is from RefSeq and is a predicted model, not a curated record. Lineage: Eukaryota; Metazoa; Arthropoda; Merostomata; Xiphosura; Limulidae. The transcript is spliced from 6 exons. Bases 366 to 1301 code for a protein of 311 amino acids.
UGUGAGUUGAACCACCACACCUUAGUGUUGUCUUCUGUGAGUUGACUCACCACAUCUUAGUGUUGUUUUCCGUGAGUUGACUCACCACACCUAAGUGUUGUCUUCCGUGAGUUGACCCACCACACCUUAGUGUUGUCUUCUGUGAGUUGACCCACCACACCUUAGUGUUGUCUUCCGUGAGUUGACCCACCACACCUAAGUGUUGUUUUCCGUGAGUUGACCCACCACAUCUUAGUGUUGUCUUCCGUGAGUUGACCCACCACAUCUAAGUCAACAAACAUCCAUUACAGUCCGUCCAACUAGAGACGGUCGCUGCUCUCAGUUCUCCAUCAUCAACAGAUUAUUAUUCAUCGUCACCCGGACCUAUGGCAUCUUCAGCCACCAAAGAGCUGGAUGACCUCAUGGCCUCGCUCUCUGAAUUUAAACUAAAAGACACUACCCAAAUUGAAGGGGAGCCAGCCUGUGCUAAGACUCAGAAACCACCCAAGCAGCCAUCUACUCCAGCUCCUGGUCUAAAUAAUCAGCUGGACUCUAUGCUGGGCACUCUCCAGUGUGACAUGAACAAGCAAGGGGUAAAUACCACAGCUAAAGGUCAUUGCACUGCCUGUAAUAAGCCUAUUGUUGGACAGGUGGUGACUGCUCUAGGGAGGACGUGGCAUCCCGAACAUUUCACUUGUAAGCACUGCAACGAGGAACUUGGGACAAAAAACUUUUUUGAGCGAGAUGGCGAUCCCUACUGUGAAACAGACUAUCACAAUAUUUUCUCCCCUCGUUGCGCCUACUGCAAUGGUCCAAUUCUAGAUAAAUGUGUGAUGGCUUUGGACAAGACAUGGCACCCUGAACACUUCUUCUGCACCCAGUGUGGCCAGCAGUUUGAUGAAGAAGGGUUUCAUGAAAGAGAUGGAAAACCGUAUUGUCAGGAGGAUUACUUUGAGCUCUUUGCACCAAAAUGUGGGGGUUGUAAUCGCCCAAUCACAGAAAACUACAUCUCGGCCCUGAACAAUCAGUGGCAUCCCGGGUGUUUUGUUUGUUGGGACUGCAGGCAGCCCUUCAAUGGAGGCAGUUUCUAUGAUCACGAAGGACAACCGUAUUGUGAAAUCCAUUAUCAUGCUAAGCGAGGCUCACUCUGUGCCGGCUGCCACAAACCCAUCUCUGGCCGCUGCAUCACGGCCAUGUAUCGGAAAUUUCAUCCUGAACAUUUCGUGUGUUCCUUUUGCCUAAAGCAGUUAAGUAAGGGAACUUUCAAGGAACAGAACGACAAACCAUAUUGUCAUGGUUGCUUUGAGAAACUUUAUGGUUAGGGAGCAACAAAACAGUUCUGUCGUACAAAGUGAAUCUCAUGAAAUGAAAAGUGUCGGCCUGAAACACGUGGUUCGGUAUAAUGUUAUGUUUUUUAUUGUUCUAUUCUCUACAUUUUUAUUGGCAACAUGUUACAGCAGAGAAUAAUAUAACUUUUCCCACGGAGUUGAUAUCUACCAUUUCCAUAUCAACGUUUGAGUAAAUGACACGCAGUGUUUACACUCUUUUAGACUCGCAUCUUUAAAAUGCCCUAAAAAUCUAUUGUUAACUAUUAUACGUGUCCUCUCCCUGUACGGUAAAGGUUUGAAAAAAACCGUACGUCGUAAAAGUAAUAUUUUGUUAUCAUUCAACUUGUUGUGUGUAAGUUUUAUCUUCCACUGAUUUAGUGGGUAAAUGCAGUCCAUUUACGAUAUAAGUAACAGAACAAGUGUUGAAUAAUUGUGGUAUCGAGUGAAUAAUAUGACAGAGGAAAGUAGUAAUCCUAACAAAAUAGGAAACUAAACAUCCUGGACAUCUCAAGAUUGAUAUUAACCUGGAUUCUUGAACUGGAGUUUCUAAUUUCUCCGAUUCGUAAAGUUUAUUAGAUCUGAAGUGGUGCUGUUUUUUUUGUUAAGGAAUUGGUAAAAAAAAACUAAAAGAAAAUAUAUAA